Cladophialophora immunda is the source of this 2129-nucleotide messenger RNA. RefSeq lists its product as uncharacterized. The coding region runs from base 203 to 1792 and encodes 529 amino acids. The record is from RefSeq and is a predicted model, not a curated record. The transcript is spliced from 2 exons. Lineage: Eukaryota; Fungi; Ascomycota; Eurotiomycetes; Chaetothyriales; Herpotrichiellaceae.
GAGGAACACGCAUUGCGCAUGCAGCGUGGGCGACGGAUUCAGCAUCAUAUCAGUAGAUGAUUUCUCAACCGCCGCCAUCAAUCAUCCUUCUGCUAGUCUAGCAUCCUCGUACAAUGUCCUUCGGCCGAUAGCUGGCAAUCAUUGCCCAUCAACCCCAUCGAAAGUCUUCCGAGUUCUCGUCUUACAGUACCGUUCGCUCACCAUGUUUGUUCCACGCCCCCUGCGACGGAGUCAGCGACCAACUUCUCUUCUUUCCCUCUUCUCUCUCCUCCUCAUCACUACAUCUGUCUCAGCUCAUGGCGGCCACACGGACAAGAUCCCCGAAGGAGAAGCCGUCUCUCCCGAUCCCCUGGACAGCCGACUAUGGGUUCACAUACUGCUCAUGAUCGUUUCCUUCGGCAUGAUAUUUCCCUACGGCAUGGUUUUGGGUAUCAUUAAGAGUCGGUGGCAUGUCCCUCUACAAAUCGUGGGCACGGUCAUCGCUACCGUUGCGUAUUUCCUGGGACACAUGCAUAAAGGGCGACAAUUUCGCCACCCGAACAUCCACGCGAGUUUUGCCAAUAGCUUGGUGUUGAUGCUUCUCAUUCAGGUCGGGCUAGGUGUAGGCUUGAAACUACAUCUCGAGGAGAAGAAGGGAUGGAUUGGACGGGUGUUUGGCGGGAAAGUCGGAAGAGGUGGUCGGAGAGGUGUGGUCAUGAUCCACGGCUGGUUGGGCAAGCUUAUGCCCAUUGUCGCCUGGGCGCAGAUGCUUUUUGGGGGCAUUGUCGCCAUGGGAUACUGUCGCGGUGACCAUCUGGGACAGUGUUUGGCGCAUUUCAUCAUGGGGUCGGCGUUCAUUGCGUACGGGGUCAUCAUGACGCUCCUCUUGCUCGUGGGCCAGGCGUGGCUGAGAAGGACGGGCAGAAGCCAGGAGUUUUUCGACAGUUGCGUGAUCGCGGCAUGGGGCUGUGUCAACACGUUCACCGAACACCGCUGGGGUCAUCCGUGGGUCAAGAACGAUUUGCAACACACGAGCAUGGGGAUUGUGUGGUGGUGCGCUGGCUUGCUGGGUGUUUGGUUGUCGAGAUCGAGGAAUGGAAGACCAAAAAGGAAUAUCCUUCCUGGUCUGGUAAUCCUCCUGACAGGUUGGGCCAUGAGCGCCCACCCCCAAGAUCUGCCUCUGAGCACCAUGGUGCAUACGGUGUUCGGAUACACCUUGAUGGCUGCAGGCGCGGCCCGAAUCGUUGAAAUAUCCUUCUUGCUCAAGGACAGCCGUGGCGCAGGCGAGGUCAAUAGCUGGCAGCAUCUGCCUCCAUUCCUCCUCUAUGCCUCCGGCUUCCUCUUCAUGGGGGCGACCGAGGAACAAAUGCACCUCCUCUCCGACGCUGAAGUCACGCAUGUCUCAUACAUCCUGAUCCUCUACAGCAUCGCCUUCUUACUCUAUCUAUUCGUGAAUAUCCUGCUGUACGUCUACGCGAGUCACGCGUGGCCGGACGACGAGAGCAACGGCCUCCGCUCUUCCUAUGGUCCAGGCAGCUCUGAUUCCGGGCGGAGUUUGAGCGUGGCAGGGCCCAGCGGUCCUGGUGGGCACCAUGCACGGAAAAUGUCCACCCUCGCGAGUGUCGGCAUGAAUGGAGAGGCCAAUGGCCCCGCGAACGGGAGCGCGAGGUUGCCCCGGCACAGAGGCACCGCGAGCCAGCAGGUCCGGGACGCCGAGGAGUUUGAGCUCGAAGGGCUGAUCAGUGACGAUGGCGAGGAUGAUGUCGAGAGUCCUCACGCGGGAAAGAAGGAAGGGGCUGUCGCGUUGGCUUAAUGGCUACUACCAGAGUCAUAAUCACCCACCUUCGAGGGGGAGGGCACUAUUGUGCCGGAAGGACGAUUGUGGUCAUAGCGAACACCGGCGCACGGAUUGGAAUGGAUAUACAGGUCUCGGGCGCGGAAGCAGGUACAUAAAAUGCAAGUUAGACAACUAUGAUGAUUUGCACUCUCAGUGGGCACGUAAUCGAAGGGGGAACGCUUCGUUCAUGAUGAGCGUGCAAGGAUCGCCCCAUGGAUGGAUGGAUUGAACGGUGGAUGCAAAGUCGGCCUUCGGUCGACCGUCUCGGGAUUAAUCUACAUGCUUCUCGUCUCCGUCGUCGGACUUGCUAUGA